This is a messenger RNA of Aedes aegypti (yellow fever mosquito), 829 nucleotides long. Its product is annotated as mitochondrial import inner membrane translocase subunit Tim29. Bases 183 to 803 code for a protein of 206 amino acids. The transcript has a single exon. Gene Ontology annotation, cellular component: TIM22 mitochondrial import inner membrane insertion complex. Gene Ontology annotation, biological process: protein insertion into mitochondrial inner membrane. The record is from RefSeq and is a predicted model, not a curated record. NCBI's taxonomy places the organism in Eukaryota, Metazoa, Arthropoda, Insecta, Diptera, Culicidae.
CGUAAAUUCGUUGGCGGUAAAAGCAGAUGAACCCAUACACCUCGUGCGCAUCAACCAGCUGUCAGUUAGAAAACAUACAAAAUGUAAACAACGAUCACAGCACAGAAGUUAUGUAAAAUUUUUGUUGAAAACUGAACUAAAUUACUUUAAUAAAAUAGUUACUUCAAAGCGGAAUUGUUAAUAUGGCACUGCGUGGCGUAAGGUUUGCCUCGUCCUUUUUCCGUAGCAACUUGGACGCAUUUAAGCAGAGGCAAACCGCCCUCCAGAACCGGAUCGAUUCAAUUCAGUUCCCUGAGAAGUACAAGGGAACCAUAUGGGAAAAAUGGGCCAUGUACUGGCGGAAUCUGAUACGGGACUACAAAGAAAUGAUCAUGGACACAGGGAAAACGAUGCGUGAGCGACCGGUUCGCAGUGGCGUUUAUCUGACCCUGUUGGGAACUACGUACUACUGCUGUGCCAACAAUCCGGAUGAAGCGGAUUUUGUGAACCGGUUCCGGCAAUGUGCAAAUGAGUUGCAGUUGGUUCAUCCCAGUUGCCAGAAUCCGACGGCAUCGGCGCACAUCCAGUUCCUGCAGAAGUGCUACAAUGAGGGCAUAGUGCGGAGGAUUUCCCUCGGGGUGGUGUCCUUCAUCUGGUUGGACAACUUCGACCGGGGGGUGGCCAUCUACAAGGCGAUCUGUCCGUAUCUGCAGCCCCGCUAUAUGACCUUCCACGAGCGGAUUGUCGACGUGGGCUUCAACAACGAGUGGUGGCUGCUGCGGAAGAAGAUGAUCGAUUACGACAUUAACGAGGAAAAUCUUUAGGAAUAAAGUCAAGCGGCGAACGAAAA